This is a messenger RNA of Oncorhynchus tshawytscha (Chinook salmon), 6383 nucleotides long. Its product is annotated as inaD-like protein. Lineage: Eukaryota; Metazoa; Chordata; Actinopteri; Salmoniformes; Salmonidae. Gene Ontology annotation, molecular function: protein binding. The transcript has 30 exons. The coding region runs from base 14 to 4249 and encodes 1411 amino acids. The record is from RefSeq and is a predicted model, not a curated record.
CAGAGGAAAACAAAUGUCUCUGCGUGAGAUGUCCAGAAGAGCCAGUAUGAUGUACUCUGAACAACGACUAGACGCCAGAACCGGAGUGAAGCUGACGGCAGCAGAGGAAGAGGAGUUGAAGAACAGGUGGCAGGCUGCUCUGGGACCCAGAUAUCAAGUGGUUGUGUGUCAGCUGGAGAGGUUCAGUGAGACCAGUGGUCUAGGCAUCAGCAUGGAGGCCAGGGCAGGACACCACUACCUGUGCUCGGUCUUACCUGAGGGCCCCGUCGGACAGAGCAGGAAGAUACACCCUGGAGACCAGAUACUGGAGGCGAAUGGUAUCCCUCUGAUAGGAGAGACUCACAGAGAGGUGAUCAGCGUUCUGAGAGAGCUGCCUCUGUGUGUUUGUAUGGUGUGCUGCCGCGUCGUGCACCCACAGCUACGGGACAGUGACCACGAUGAUGCUGAUGAUGAAGAUGUACAGCUCCCCCUCAAAGAGCUACUGGCUGAGUUCAAUAGCAAGUCCCAGUAUGACCAGCCCUGCUGUCUACUUCCUGGUUGUAACAACAUGGAUUGUGGGAGUCGUGGUUUUAAUAAGCCUGUGUCUCCUCCUCUGGCCAUGUGGGAGAGAGACAGUCAGGUGAUAGAGCUGGUGAAGGGAGAGGAAGGCCUGGGAUUCAGCAUCCUAGACUACCAGGACCCAGAGGACGACUCUAAGACUGUCCUGGUGAUCCGCUCCCUGGUCCCCGGUGGCGUGGCCGACUCAGACGGACGCCUGCUGCCCGGUGACCGGCUCAUGUCCGUCAACGACGUGGACCUGGUCCGGUCGACGCUGGAGCGAGCCGUGCACGUCCUCAAAACCACCGGCUACGGGGUCGUGCGCAUCGGCGUCGCCAAACCGCUGCCGAUCGAGUGUUGUGUCCUGGAGUCCAUCCCAGAGUCGUCGAGGUCGUCGAGAGACGAGACCCAGUUGUUAUCGAGAGAUGAGAAGGAUACUCUCUACUCAGCUGGGAUGCUAGCCUCCUCCACACAGCAGGCGCAUGCUAACAGCUACGGCUCACAGCAGAGGAACAGCCAACCGUGCUCCACACUGAAGGACGAGAAAUCUCCGCGUCAUUGUUCCAGCGGCAACAUGGAGGACGGCGAUAAGCUCCUGGCCCCGCCCCCUUCUUUCGGCAGCCAUUUUGAGAGGACAAUCACUGUUGUCAGGGGCAACCGUAGCCUUGGCCUGACAGUGAGUGCUAUGAAGGAUGGCUCAGGGAUGUUGAUCCGGUCAGUGGUCCGUGGAGGGUCUGUCUGUCAGGACGGGAGGCUGGGAGUCGGGGACACUAUCCUGGCUGUUAACGGAGAACCCACCACCAACCUGACCAACGCUAUGUGCAGAGCCAUGCUGAGGAGACACUCUGUUAUAGGUUCAGAUAUGAGUGUGACAUUCAUCCCCUCGUUUCUGGUAGAGGAGCACCGUGCCUCCAUGGCCCAGCAGCCUCUGUCAUCCAUCAUGGUGGACGGCCCCUCACUCUGCCCCUUGACACCCUCCCCUACCCCUCCUGGAGGUCCAAGCCCUUCCCCUACCCCUCCUGGAGGUCUAACCCCUUUCCCUACCCCUCCUGGAGGUCUAACCCCUUCCCCUACCCCUCCUGGAGGUCCAACCCCUUCCCCUACCCCUCCUGGAGCUGGAGGUCCAACCCCUUCCCCUACCCCUCCUGGAGCCCCAGAUACAGCCUCAACAGUCCCAGCUCCAGCUCCAGGUCCAGCUACAGCCCCAAGGCCUCAAGGCCCUUCUCUACCCAGACCUGUAGUAUCAGCUACAAGUCCAGCUCCAGCCUCAACGCCAACCAAAGGCCCACCCAGACCCCCACCCCCAGACAAGAGUAGCCUAAUCCCACCCGUACCAAUGAAGGAGAGGAGAGGUGUGGAUGGAGUGAGAGAGGAGGAGAAGAAAGUGGAGAGGAAGCGAGAGGAGGAGGAGGAGGAGGUGAGAGAGGAAGAAGAGAGAGAGGAUGAGAUGUUGGUUUAUCCUACUAACCUCAGUUGGGCUCAACCUAGAAGGGUCAAGUUGAUGCGUUCUUCAGGCCAGUCUCUGGGCAUCAGUAUCAUGGGAGGUAGAGGGAUGGGUAGCAGGCUGAGCAGUGGAGAGGUGAUGAGAGGAGUGUUCAUUAAACACAUUACACCAGACAGCCCUGCUGGACACAACGGCACCCUGAAGACUGGAGACAGGAUACUGGAGGUAGGAGGCAUGGAUCUGAGAGAUGCCAGCCAUGAGCAGGCAGUGGAGGCCAUCCGUAGUGCUGGAGACCCUGUUGUCUUCCUGGUACAGACUGGACAACACACAUCACAGCAGUCGUCUCCUGUGCUCUCCAACCAUGAGAGACAAGCCUCAGCAUCACACAGGGACUCACCGAACAACAGGAUGCCAGAGAGUCACAGUGGUCUGUUCCUUAGUCUCUCCCCCGCCAACCCCUUCACCCCUACUCCCUUUAAGCCGACAGCCAAUAGGACGGUCAGGAGAAGCCCCACAACUGUCACUGCACCAAUCACACGGAGAGACACGGAAGACGACGGCUGGAAGAAGAUGAUGUCCAGGUAUGGAGGUCUUCCAGGUGAGCUCCAUAUGAUAGAACUAGAGAAGAGUCCCCGUGGAGUCACUAGCACCGAGGCCCCGGGACAGGGUCUGGUUCCUGGUCUGGGUCUCAGCCUGACGGAGGACAGGGAAGGUUCCAGAGCCCACCUCGGCGUCUACGUGGCCGGGGUCGACCCCCAGGGGGCGGCGGGGCGAGACGGACGGAUACGGGUGGGAGAUGAGCUACUGGAGAUCAACGGUCAGAUCCUGUAUGGACGUAGUCACCAGAACGCUACAGCCAUCCUGAACGGGGCUCCUUCUAAAGUCCAGAUUCUCCUCACCAGGAAUAAAGCCGCUCUGGCGCAGAUGACUCAAGGACCCAUGGGUGGGGACUCCUCCUCUUCCUCCCUCCAUCCCUCCAUCUCUCUCUCCUCUUUUCUCCAUCCCUCCAAUCACGUCUCUUCCUCCCAUCCCCCCAUUCCUCCCCACUCCUCCGUCGGCGCUGCCAGGAACGCCUCCUCCUCCUCCAGCAGGCGAUCUGAUUGGCCAACGGGCUCCGCUCUGACCCCUGACCUCCUGAGCUGUCCCAUAAUACCUGGCGUUGGCAGCACCAUAGAGAUCUGUAAAGGACACUUGGGCCUGGGACUCAGCAUCGUGGGGGGGUGUGACACGCUACUGGGGGCAAUAAUAAUCCAUGAGGUUAAUGAUGGAGGAGCAGCUCAGAGAGACGGGAGGCUGUGGGCUGGAGACCAGCUACUAGAGGUGAAUGGUAUAGACCUGGGCCAGGCCACCCAUGAGGAAGCUAUAGGGGUGUUGAGGCUGACCCCUCAGCGGGUGCGUCUCACGGUGUUCAGACAACAGCAGGAGUACGGGGAGGAGGACCUGUGGGAUGUCUUCCAGCUGGAGCUCAGACUACGACCUGGACAGACCUUGGGGCUCAGCACUGUAGGGAAGAGCAACGACACCGGUGUGUUUGUGUCUGAGAUCCUUGGAGGGGGUGUGGCUGACGGAGACGGACGGCUGUUUCUAGGAGACCAGAUCCUGUCAGUCAACAGAGAGGAUGUCAGAACAGCUACACAGGAACACGUUACCUCACUGUUACAGAGCUGCAGUAGUGGAACAGUGAUCCUAGAGAUCGCUCGCUUCAAAGCCGCCGGCGUUCACUACUCAGGAAGUCAGAGUGGUGACUCCGUCGGUAGUGACAGCUCCACCCUGACCCCGUCCACUGUGUAUGAGGUCCAGAGCCACCACCAGGGGGAGACAGAGAGACGCCAGAGAGGACAGGACCACUCAGUUGAAGACCACCAUGAGAUAAGGACAGUGGUGAUGCAUAAGGUGCUGACUACAGGGUCGGUGGAUGAGGACUGUGGAGGAGGACAGGGUCAGAGAGAUGUAGGGCUCCCCUCCACAGGAUCAGCUACCCUACACAACAACAUGAGUCCCCAGUUUUAUAGAACCAUCAGUCUGGACAGAGGAGCUCUGGGUCUAGGCUUCAGUAUAGUAGGAGGGUUCAGCAGUCCCCACGGAGACCUGCCCAUCUACGUCAAAACUGUCUUCGGAAAGGGAGCAGCGAUUGAGGACGGCAGGCUGCAGCGCGGGGAUCAGAUCCUCGCCGUGAACGGUCACAGUCUGGAGGGGGUCACCCACGCCGGCGCCGUCGCCAUACUGAAGAGGACCAAGGGAACUGUAGUCCUCACCGUACUCUCCUGAGUGUAAGUCCUCACACAACCGCCUGUCGCCCUUUGAUGAUGUCAUCAGCAGACUACAUCAGGGUUGUGUUCAUCAGGAAACGGACAAAACAGGGAGGGACUGUCUGAACUUUUAUUUCAAUAAGAAACAUUCAUUUAUGUGUUCUGUUGCAAAACGUUUCGCUACGGUGUGUGCUAAUGAACAUGACCCUGUUUAUCUCUAGAAGGAGGUGAAGAUUCUCACAGAAGAAUGUCUUCUAUAUGUCCUCCUAGAUGUAACCGGUUCUCAUUGUAACAAAACUAUGAACCCUGUAAUACAUUUCUAUGUGUCUGUGUACAUCAAUAUGGACCUCAUCAUACCAGACUACUGACAUCACUGUCUCUCCUUCUAAAUGCACCUCAUCAUACCAAACUACUGACUACUCACAUCACUGUGUCUCCUUCUAAAUGCACCUCAUCAUACCAGACUACUGACAUCACUGUGUCUCCUUCUAAAUGCACCUCAUCAUACCAGACUACUGACAUCACUGUGUCUCCUUCUAAAUGCACCUCAUCAUACCAGACUACUGACAUCACUGUGUCUCCUUCUAAAUGCACCUCAUCAUACCAGACUACUGAUAUCACUGUGUCUCCUUCUAAAUGGACCUCAUCAUACCAGACUACUGACUACUCACAUCACUGUCUCCUUCAAAAUGCACCUCAUCAUACCAGACUACUGACAUCACUGUCUCUCCUUCUAAAUGGACCUCAUCAUACCAGACGACUGACUACUCACAUCACUGUCUCCUUCUAAAUGCACCUCAUCAUACCAGACUACUGACAUCACUGUCUCCUUCUAAAUGGACCUCAUCAUACCAGACUACUGACAUCACUGUCUCCUUCUAAAUGCACCUCAUCAUACCAGACUACUGACAUCACUGUUUCAUUCUCAAUGCACCUCAUUAUAGCAGACUACUCACAUCACUGUGUCUCCUUCUAAAUGCACCUCAUCAUACCAGACUACUGACUACUCACAUCACUGUGUCUCCUUCUAAAUGCACCUCAUCAUACCAGACUACUGACGACUCACAUCACUGUGUCUCCUUCUAAAUGGACCUCAUCAUACCAGACUACUGACGACUCACAUCACUAACUAACACACUCUAAUGACGCAAGAACAAAUGCGGCAAUAGAUGCCAAGACUCUUCUCCAAUCUUUUAUAUUGGCGUUUAGGUGUAGAAUUUACAUUCAAAUUAAGAAUUCAAAAUGGGAGUCUUUUUCUCUCUCUCUCUCUCUCUCUCUCUCUCUCUCUCUCUUUCUCUCUGUUUCGUUAGUUGCUACCUGAACUACAUGAAUAGGAUGCGGUUUAUUUCUAUUUCAUUACGUAACUUUAUACUUCGAUCAUGUUCAUGAAUGUAUUAAUGUGACUGUUAUUUAACCAUUUAUUUAUUCUGUUUUAUAUGUUGCCUGUAGGAAGGCGUACUAACCUGUACUUUUGUUUUAUUAUUCAAUAUGAAUGUAAUUUAGAAAGAAACUAUUAAAGUUUUACGAGAUGAAUUUUCUACAGUAUAGAUAGAAUAUUGGUAUUUUAAGCUCUUCGGCUGCUAAUACUGAAUACUGAAUGUAUUGUAGUUUACUGAUAUACUGCCAGCUUACUAUAGCUACAGCUAUUACUAAUACUAUAUACAGGCUGGACGACAACGUGCCGCGUGCAUCGAUGAGGCAGUAGGCCACGUGGUGUUAUGAUUCUGAACGUUCCGAUACCUAGCAACAAUGACAACAAGCCGCCACGUGGUGUUAUGAUUCUGAACGUUCCGAUACCUAGCAACAAUGACAACAAGCCGCCACGUGGUGUUAUGAUUCUGAACGUUCCGAUACCUAGCAACAAUGACAACAAGCCGCCACGUGGUGUUAUGAUUCUGAACGUUCCGAUACCUAGCAACAAUGACAACAAGCCGCCACGUGGGGAAUCGUAGGUGGCUCGUUUCAGCUCGUUCUAUCUCGUUGUUGAUACCAUGUCUUGUUUUGAGGUGUUUUGACUCAUUUCACGUUUGUGCUAAUAUAGCAAAACAUCAUCUAGCUAGCUAACCAAUAACUGUAAGAAUGUAUUUGUGACAACAAUUGCUCAUUGUGUAAAUGUAUUUAUGUUUUCAAUAAAAAUAUAGUUUACAACAACA